AAAUUCUUUUGCAACUCGACUUGUAUGCUUGGGGUCAUUGUCUUGUUGAAACUGUUAACGGUUCCCAAGCAUUUUUCGAAUUUCAGGAAAGUGUUUCUCUAAGAUUUCCACAUAAAAUGGAUUGUUCAUAA
Molecule: messenger RNA, 131 nt
Organism: Dentiscutata erythropus
Lineage: Eukaryota; Fungi; Glomeromycota; Glomeromycetes; Diversisporales; Gigasporaceae
Source: the annotation of a GenBank genome assembly